AUGGCGGGGCGGGGCUGCCUGGGGCUGGGGCUGUUCUGCUGGCUUGUGCUUGCUGUUCCUGUGGGCCCCCAGCCUGCCUCCUCCGUCCCUGGCGCCCUUCCCACCACACUCACCCCGCCACCUCAGAGCGAGUCCUCUAUGCUGUCUCUCAACCUGGGACUAAACUUCAAAUUUCAUCUUCGGGGACCUGCUGCUGUGUGGGGGAACCCGGUCACCGAGACCCAACCUCUCUCGCCUGGUCCAGGCCAGGAGUCAGGGGAAGAGGUGGCCAGUGGACUGAGGACUGACCCCUUUUGGGAACUGCUGGUAGGCUCCCUGGGGAACUCUCCCUCGGAGUGGGGCUCUGCUGAAGGCAGCUCUACGCCCUGGGCCUCCUCUUUGCCUGCGGAGUCCACAUCGCCACUCUCUGGUCCCACUGACUCCUAUCAUCCCAGGACGGGCACUGUGACCUGGGCCACUGCUCUGACAGCCACGGCACCUCCAUCCACUGUUCCCAGACCCCAGCAGAGUGAGCUGGAGCUGAAGUUUGAUGUGGCACUGAGAGCAGGUGCAGCCCCCACACUCGGGCAUCGAACACUGCCCCUGCUCCCCAGCCUGCGGGCCAGCCUGGCAGAGAUUGCUGGGCGCCUGGGACCUUUUGGGUUCUUUGGUACUACUCUGCCCCCAGUCCGGAAUUUCUCAGGCUUUAGCCUCCCAGGAACAACGACACUCCCAAGCUCAGAUUCCAGAAUGUCAGAUUCUCCAGGGUUCUUUGGCACAACUCUGUCCCCCCUCCCACCUCUCCUGGAAAGGAAGUUCUCAAGCCCAGGCCUGCUGGACUCAGCCACUUUGUUAAGCUCUGCUUCAGUUGAGACAACACCCACGCAACAUGACCCCACUAUCUCCACCUCUGACUCAGAUGACCCCUCUCCUGCCAGCCUGGGAAACCCUUCAGAGCAGCCCAAGUGUGAGCCAGAGCCCUGUGGACACGGAGACAUGCCCGGCCUCGAGGAGCAGUCUCCAGCCUCGCCGGUGCCGCUCUUCUUUUUAACCCUGGAGGCCGACUGGGCAGAGGCCAGGGCACGAUGGGGGCUGGCCUGGGAGGCCCACGUGUACGGGGCAGGUGCGCUCUUCGGUCUAGUGGCCCUGCUGGCGCUGCUGGCUUUAGCCCUCUUGCCUUGGCGCUGCCCACCUGGCGCCCCCUGCCUGGCGCUGCUGGACCUGCUGCUGCUCUCGGCUGGGACCACGCGGGCCUUCCCGCUCUUCUACGACGCGUACGGGCACCGCGAUCGGCUGCCGGUGCUCGCCUGGCUGCUGCUGCAGGACCUGCCACUGCCCUGCCUGGCUGCUGGCUUGGGGCUGGCUUGCCUGCUGCUGGCCCGGCCGCGCCCGCCCCGGUGCCCCGCUGGCUUGGCGGCGCUGCUGCUCCUGGGGCUGGGGCUGGCGGCCGCGGCCGCUCUGGGGAGCGCUGCUCACCACCCACUGCGGCCCCUGAGGCUGGCCUCGCGCGGGCUGCACGCCUUCCUCGCCGUCCUGCUUUCUGGGCUCCUGUUGGCGCUCUCUUGUUGGGGAGGGCGGCGGCGGCGGGCUGGAGCGCCCCUGGGAGGAUCCGGGUUCAAGGGCGCUACCCCUGUCCCGCAGGCGCGCAGCCCUUUCGCCCCUCGGGAGUCCUGGCGGCGCGCGGCGCGCACGGCCCCGGUGGCUGGCACCUUCGGGCUGCUGAGCGGAGCCCUGCAGGGCUACGAGGUGCUGCAUGCCCUGGGCUACGGAGGCCAACCCGGCCUGGAGGGGCCCUGGCCCUGGUGGGCCUUCCAGCUAGGUCUGCGCCUGGGCGAGGUGGGGGUCGCGCUCCCGUUGGCACUGCUGGGUCUCUACCCCGCGCUCUGCAGUCCCCGCGUGCCGCCGCGCUGCUGGGCCAAGCUUUUCCGCUUGUCCCCGGGCCAUGCAGCGCCGCUGCUGCCGGGAGGCUGGGUCGCCGGGCCUCGGGACAAGGAGCCGCUGGGGAGCGCCAUUGCACGUGGCGACGCGGAGCUGCUGCAGCUGUGCGCCCUGGCAGGGCCAGGCCCUGACCUCCUGCUGCAGGGCGGCGGCUGCCGAGGCUGCGAAGGCACCGCGGCCAAUCCCGCCCCGUCCUCGGCCUCGUCCCCCUGCAGCGAUUGCACGGUGGACUUCCGCCCGCCCUCUCCCAUCAAUCUACGGCGCAGCAUCGAGGAGGCCCUGUGCAGCGAGUCGCUGCUGGCGCCCGGCCUUUUCCAGGGUCCUGCCUUCGGCGAAGCCCUGCCUGGGCUCGGUCUCUACCGCACCAUCUCGCUGGGGACCCAGACAGGGAUUAGGCCCAGUGGGAGGUCGGAGGAGGCCCCCGGAUCUCCAGCGCCCCCGGAGCUUCCUUCUCCUGGGGCCUGGCCGGCAGGCAGCAGCCCCUCAUCGGGCUCGCUUUGCGGACUUUCAAGGGACAGUUCGUCCAUGUUGCUCUGCUCCAGCCCAGACAGACCCCCGCGCUGUCCACUUGUCUGCAUCCUCAGUCCUCCGCGACCCUCCGGAAGCAGCCCUAGCCUCCCGGCCUCCGGAUCCUACCAGGCUCUGUCCCCACCUUCCAGCGACUCCCCGGAGCCUGCUGCGGAGUUACAGGCCCAGGAGGCUUUGCUGCAGGAGCAAUUCCUGGAUGCCUGCCGACAGAUUGACGAGCUGAGCAUGGGCAGCGACACUAUAGACCUGUGA
Dipodomys ordii (Ord's kangaroo rat) is the source of this 2697-nucleotide messenger RNA. It is a transcript of the gene Prrt4, whose product is annotated as proline-rich transmembrane protein 4. Lineage: Eukaryota; Metazoa; Chordata; Mammalia; Rodentia; Heteromyidae. Bases 1 to 2697 code for a protein of 898 amino acids. The record is from RefSeq and is a predicted model, not a curated record. The transcript has 4 exons.